Molecule: messenger RNA, 3842 nt
Organism: Colletes gigas
Lineage: Eukaryota; Metazoa; Arthropoda; Insecta; Hymenoptera; Colletidae
Gene: Trhn
Product: tryptophan 5-hydroxylase 1
Exons: 19
Coding region: 1917-3548 (543 amino acids)
Biological process (GO): serotonin biosynthetic process; aromatic amino acid metabolic process
Cellular component (GO): neuron projection
Molecular function (GO): tryptophan 5-monooxygenase activity; iron ion binding
Source: RefSeq, a predicted model, not a curated record
CUGUCCUCGUGGCGAAGCCUCGAAUGGCAUUUUCGUAACACCAAAUGGGGCCGGGUGAGGCUGGAACCGUUGGCUGCGUUCAGUUCGUCUGCUAGGGACGACGAGGAUUGCAGGGACAUCUGACCGAUAGGCAGACCUGUGAAGAACGAACGUCGUAUCAAUCUCCGACGUCUGCGUUCGCCGCUCCCUGGACGAUUCGAGGACACGUGCUCGGGCGUCGGCCAGGAGUUCAAGCUCGAGCAGGAGUUGCCCACGUCGCUGUGUCUGUCGCCAUUACCGCGGCCGGAAGUGGUGCCUCCACCUGGACCCGGUCCACCGACGCCUGCCGAUCGAUCCCUGCUGCUCAGUCCACCGAACAAGCUAAUGUCACCCAAUGGGAGGACGAUAGAUCAAUCUUGGAUGAAGAAAAACGUGAUAAAACAAAAAUGGACUAGAUUUCUGUGAUUCAAGAAUCCUAAGGACCAACAAAAAUAAGGAGGUAUCGUCCCUUACCAGGAACAGAAAAUCGGAGGUAACUACCUAACGAGAGGCGGAUCACAGAAACGAUCCUGUUUCUUCGAUCUUGAUGUACCCGGUCUUCGUCCUUCGAACAAUGGAGGAAAUUAGGAACGUCCAGCUUCGAACACAAAGGAAUAUUCUGACGAAGCGGAUAUCUAGUUUUGCGGAGUAAUCUCUGUGUGAAAGGUACAGAGCUUUGAAAUGCGGGUGGUAAAAUGUUGUAACACCACUAGUAAACGUUAAAUUGAUAUUGUAUCCUCGUUGGACCGGGUUAAAUCAAUAUGGAAUUCCCAUUCGUGGUCAGAGACGAUUCAGUGACUGGCAGUCGCGACCAUAAACCAAGGAUCCUCUCCGCGAAUCGAACGAUACUCUCAAUUCUCUUAAUGCCAUAGGAACGGCCGGUAUAAUUUAGCGAGGGGUAGAGUCGGUUGGUAGCUGAUAGUGGAAAAGAAACACAAACCGUGGACGAUCGUCUCGUUGAAAAGAAAUUCAAUUCUUUGGAGGAGAAUUCCUGCCGCGAACCACUUUCUCGUUUGGUAGCCGCGUUUGACAUUUACCAUGAAGCAAGACUCGCCAUCAAUGUUACCGGUCCAUAACACGGAAUUAUCAGCCUCAGAGUACUACGACUUAGCAGCAACUCAGCCAGGGACAGGGUCGCCCUGUAAUCAGUAUGAAACUCUCAAGUAUACGCCUAGGUGAACCUAGUUAUUUGCAGAUCUGAUAAUAAAAAAAGGCUGGUUAGCAAAAGGAAGAAAAAUGGCGGCGAAAAAUCGGUACUCGUCGCGUUGGAAAGGCGAUUCGUGCCUCGUUGGUGGCCGACUAAUUUCGCCUGGCCCGGAAACCCAGAGUCUCGGUCUACUGCGUGCUCGAAUCGCAAAGAGGAACAGAUAGAGUCGAGGGGGGGGAGGGUGUGAGAAAGUAAGAGGAAGAUCGAGAGCCUCGGAAUAAAAGAAACAGCCCUUCCCGGUUGGUUUCCAGGAGACCUUGCAAUCUCUUCUCUCGUUCAUCGCCGCGCCAGCCCUUGCACCACCCACAUUUCGCGGGCUCCAGUGACGUCACACCGAAUACAUUCUGCAACCGGCACAGUUACGGUUAAAUGGGGUGAGCCCGACACUCCGCUUCAACCCCAUGAAAUGUUUUAUCCGACCAAUGGGGAAAACCUCCUACUACCGUGCGUCGACCAAUCCCGGUGAGAUCGUCAUUGAGAAGGACGCGUACGCGGAGGGGACCGAGGUCUUAAGAAGAGCAGAAGACACCGGUGCCGGGACACUGUUGCUCCGUGGCCCUUAAACGGCUGAAUCGCUCGACUCUCCUCCGUACGAUCGUCUCGAUAGAUCACUGUUAUCGGUUGAACCGUUAUUUUCGCGACACGUUACGUUGCAGACAUUUUAAGAGUCGUUUCCUCGAAGGAGAUCGUCAUGAGUGGAUCGGGUAAAGGGCUGCUCGGGGUGUGGCUGUACAGAAGAGGCGAACAGUGGGCCAUCAAAGAAGGAAGCCCCAUACACAAGCCCAGCGAAAUCCCCAUGGUGGACCGUCGACCGGGCAACGACAACAAAAGCUCCGUCGUUUUUUCGUUGAAGAAUCAAGUGGGCGGCUUGGCGCGGGUACUGCAGGUCUUCCAGGAUCUGGGUGUAAACGUUGUGCACAUCGAGUCUCGUAAAUCGCUGCGCCGUGGCUCGGAGUUCGAGAUCCUGGUCGACGUCGAGUGCGACUCGAGCAGGAUGGAACAGUUGACGAGGAUGUUGAAUCGCGAAGUGGCGGCCAUUAAUUUGGCGCAGUACGAUCAGAUGGGGAAUAUACCCCACGGUCCGUCGCUUUCCGCCGCUCCGAGUUUCGAUUUCAGUGAAGUGGACAUGCCCUGGUUCCCACGAAAAAUAUCGGAUUUAGAUCAGUCCCAGAGAGUGCUGAUGUACGGAACCGAAUUAGACGCAGAUCAUCCUGGCUUCAAGGAUCCGGUGUAUCGCAAGCGUCGCGAACAGUUCGCGGACAUCGCGAGCAGCUACAGAUACGGCCAACCGAUUCCUCGCAUUCAAUACACGCCGGAGGAAAUCAAAACGUGGGGAACUGUUUUCCGCGAAUUGCAUCAGCUCUACUUGAAACAUGCUUGCAAAGAAUAUUUGGAGAAUUGGCCAAAGCUGGUGAAAUAUUGCGGUUAUAGGCAGGACAAUAUACCGCAACUGCAAGACGUGAACGCCUUUCUGAAACGAACGACUGGGUUUCAACUUCGACCUGUUGCCGGCUACCUUACCCCGCGAGAUUUUUUAGCCGGUCUCGCUUUCCGUGUAUUUCAUUGCACGCAGUACAUUCGACAUUCGUCGGAUCCCUUUUACACCCCUGAACCAGACUGUUGUCACGAAUUGCUGGGGCACAUGCCGCUUCUAGCGAACCCAAGUUUCGCUCAGUUCUCCCAAGAACUUGGACUCGCAUCUCUCGGAGCUUCGGACGAGGACAUCGAUAAAUUGGCAACGCUAUACUUCUUCACCGUGGAGUUCGGAUUAUGCAAACAGGACGGCGUGCUUCGCAUUUACGGGGCUGGUUUGUUGUCCUCCGUUGCAGAACUGAAACACGCGGUAUCCACGCCCGAGAAGACGUUUCGAUUCGAGCCGGAAAUCACUUGUAAACAGGAGUGCAUAAUCACUGCGUUUCAGAAUGCGUAUUAUUAUACGGAUAGUAUCGAGGAAGCGAAAGAGAAAAUGCGAUCGUUUGCAAAUGGAAUACAGCGUCCAUUCGGAUUACGCUACAAUCCAUAUACGCAGUCGGUGGAGGUCCUAACCGACGCUCAAAAGAUCACCGCGGUGGUCAGUGAACUUAGAGGCGAUCUAUGUAUCGUUUCGAACGCUCUAAAAAAGAUCCACGAACAGGAUGACACGGUGGACGUCGAAAGGAUAACCAAUCUUUUAACCCACGGUUUCGAAAUGGCUCAAGAUAAUUCGUCAUCCGACAGCGAUAUCGAUAAAAGCCCGAACGUCGAAACGCCGCAGACGUCCGUGUCGGGCGAAAAUAAAGAAAAAUUGCCUUCCGGCGACAAUACGAUAACCGCGAGAGAUUAAAUAGUUCUUCUAUAUAGACGUGUUGAAAUGUAAUGCGUGUUGUAAAUUGUUAUUAGUUGGAGGACGUUAUGUCUGUAAAUGUUAUCUGCGUAUAAGAACCGUUAGAAAAAGAAACAAACUAGAUGUUACGUCGUGUACGGUGCAGACCCAUUGACCGAUCAUGGCAACAAAAAGAAUGCGCCCUAAUAGAUGUGUAACAUGCAUGCGUGAAAUAAUUUAUGCUUUGUAGGAUAUUUAUCUGGCCGAUUGUUGAGGCCACGUUGUGUAAAAAGGAAAUAAAUUCGCAGUUACGUA